AUGGCUCCUCAGGAGUCACCACGAAGAAAACGACGAGACCGCGAUCACGAACAACAUCGAGAAAGACGGAGAAGAAAUAGUGAUACCCCCCGAAGAUCCAGACACGAAGCUCCUUCGUCAGAAAGAAGUUCUCAGGCAUUAUCAGCGAAUUCGCUAGCGCAAUUGAAUCUGAUAAAUCAACACGAAAGAGCGAGGGCACAGGAGAAGACGCCGCAGAAAACAAGAAGGAAAAGGCGACCAGAGAUUGUGGAUGAGAAGAUUGUAGAUGAACGGAGUAGAAGGGAUCAUAAAAGGAAGAAACGAAGAGUAGUGAGCGGUGCCUUAUUAGAAGAAGGAAAGAGCCAGAAACUAAAAGGUAUAAGGGGAGGUUAUGGGUCCGAAGAUGGUGGUGAUGGUGGGAAGAAGAAGAAAAGGUUAUGGCUCAUCUUGGGAAUUGUUACUGUGAUUGUCAUAAUAAUCAUUGUAGUUGCGGUAGUUGUCAGCAAGAACAACAGUAAAGGCUCUAGUUCAACUACAGCAGCUGCGACUAGCGAUACGGGAGCGCCAUCAAAUUCGAAUCUCAAUGGCGUAUCGGAGUCGAGUAUUCCAGCCACUGCGAAAGGCACCGACCUAGACCCAUUCUCAUGGUACGAUACCACAGAUUUUAAUGUCACAUAUACCGAUGAAACAGUCGGUGGUCUGCCUGUAAUGGGGCUAUUGUCUACUUGGGACGAUUCAAAGGCAGCAAAUGAUAACGUGCCACCGAUCGCGACAUCAUGGGGUUCCUACGCCACAAGGCCAGCACGGGGAGUCAAUAUUGGAGGAUGGCUUUCACUUGAGCCCUUCAUUACACCUUCCCUAUUCAGUGGUGGAAUCGUUGACGAAUAUACUCUAACGACCUCACUUGGCUCCCAAGCAAAGGCAAGACUGGAAAAACACUAUGCGACUUUCGUCAGUGAGCAGACCUUCAUAGAUAUUGCGAAUGCAGGUUUGGAUCAUGUGAGAAUUCCAUUCUCGUACUGGGCUGUGGCCGUAUACGACGGAGACCCUUAUGUCUAUCGAGUUUCGUGGCGCUAUUUACUUAGGGGCAUCGAGUGGGCUCGUAAGCACGGUCUCAGAGUCAACCUUGAUGUACAUGGAUUGCCUGGAAGUCAGAAUGGUUGGAAUCAUAGCGGACGGCUUGGGGCCAUUGGGUGGUUAAACGGAGCAAAUGGAGCAACGAAUGGACAAAGGGCACUCGACAUGCAUGAUAAACUAUCGAAGUUCUUUGCGCAGGACAGAUACAAGAAUAUCGUCACGUUCUAUGGACUUGCGAACGAACCUAAAAUGACGGCGUUAAAACAAGAGGACGUUCUGGCCUGGACAACCAACGCUUAUACUCUUGUCAGAAAGAACGGAAUUACAGCAAAUGUCGUUUUUGGAGACGGAUUCAUGGGGCUGGACAACUGGCAAGGCAAGCUUACUGGGUUGGAGGGUCUCGUGCUUGAUGUACACCAAUAUGUCAUUUUCAACUCUGGACAGAUCAGCUAUAAUCACACUCAAAAGGUCGACUAUGCUUGCUCCGGAUGGACAGAACAAGCCACGAAAAGCAUGAACGUAGCAACAGGAUUCGGUCCAACCAUAUUUGCCGAAUGGUCACAAGCAGACACAGACUGCGCACCGAACCUGAAUAACGUCGGCGUUGGUACCCGCUGGGAAGGAAACUAUAACGUUGGCGAUCCCUCAAUAGCAGUUCUCUCACCAGGGUGUCCGACGAAGAAUUCAGCAUGUAGCUGUACGGAAGCCAACGCCAACAGUGGAUCUUACAGUGACGCUUACAAACAAUUCCUCCUUAUGUUUGCGGAAGCACAAAUGACGAGUUUUGAAAAGGGAUGGGGUUGGUUUUACUGGACGUGGAAAACGGAGUCGGCUACACAGUGGAGUUAUCAACUUGGUCUUGCGGCUGGAAUUUUGCCAGCGAAGGCAUAUGCUAGGUCGUAUAAUUGUACACCUGCAGCUCCGAAUUUUGCGGGGAUUCCGGAAACCUAUUGA
Messenger RNA from Glarea lozoyensis ATCC 20868, 2010 nucleotides. Its product is annotated as (Trans)glycosidase. The transcript has 2 exons. Bases 1 to 2010 code for a protein of 669 amino acids. Gene Ontology annotation, biological process: glucan catabolic process. Gene Ontology annotation, molecular function: beta-glucosidase activity. Gene Ontology annotation, cellular component: cell surface; extracellular region. NCBI's taxonomy places the organism in Eukaryota, Fungi, Ascomycota, Leotiomycetes, Helotiales, Helotiaceae. The record is from RefSeq and is a predicted model, not a curated record.